Molecule: messenger RNA, 1272 nt
Organism: Vidua chalybeata
Lineage: Eukaryota; Metazoa; Chordata; Aves; Passeriformes; Viduidae
Gene: GABARAP
Product: GABA type A receptor-associated protein
Exons: 4
Coding region: 748-1101 (117 amino acids)
Biological process (GO): autophagosome assembly; macroautophagy; autophagy of mitochondrion
Cellular component (GO): autophagosome; cytosol; autophagosome membrane
Molecular function (GO): ubiquitin protein ligase binding; GABA receptor binding
Source: RefSeq, a predicted model, not a curated record
UCCGCGCCUCCGCCCGGGGCUUUCCCGGCGCCGCCCCGGCUUCCCGGGACCCCUCCCCGUUCCCGGGACCCCUCCCCGUUCCCGGCACUGGGAGGAACUGCGGCAGGCCCGGGAAGCCUCAGGAAGGGACUGGGACGGACUGGGAGGAACUGGGAUGAGCCGUGCGCAGUUUGCGUAGCGCUGUGGGCAGGGCCCUUACGCCACCUGCGCAGCGCUGUGGGCACCGGCGUGGCCACUCCGAGCAACUGGGAGCGAACUGGGCUGAACUGGGAAAGGCCUGGGAGGCCUUAGGAAGGCACUGGGAGGAACUGGGAGGAACUGGGAGGAACUGGAACGAGCCGUAGAGCUGAGGGCGAGCCCCUUACGCCAUUUGCGCAGCGCUGAGGGCGCUCCCCGUUCCCGUACGCCAUUUGCGCAGCGCUGAGGGCGCUCCCCGUUCCCGUACGCCAUUUGCGCAGCGCUGAGGGCGCUCCCCGUUCCCUUACGCCAUUUGCGCAGCGCUGAGGGCACGCCCCAUUCCCGUACGCCAUUUGCGCAGCGCCGCUCCGUUACCGUCCGCGGGCGCUCCUUACGCUGCUGGCGUGCCGUACGCCGCUUGCGCAGGCGCGGCGGGGGCGGGCCCGUAUCCCUGCGCGCGCCCGACGCUCCGGUGCAGGCCCGGUCCCGGUCCCGGUCCCGGUCCCGGCCCGGCCCCGUCAGGCCCCGGCCCCGUCAGGCCCCGGCCCCGGCCCCCGGCCCGGCCCGGCCAUGAAGUUCCUGUACAAGGAGGAGCAUCCGUUCGAGAAGCGUCGCUGCGAGGGCGAGAAGAUCCGGAAGAAGUACCCGGACCGAGUGCCGGUGAUCGUGGAAAAGGCGCCCAAGGCUCGCAUUGGGGACCUGGACAAGAAGAAAUACCUGGUGCCCUCCGACCUCACAGUGGGGCAGUUCUAUUUCCUGAUCCGCAAGCGGAUCCACCUGCGGGCCGAGGACGCUUUGUUCUUCUUCGUCAACAACGUCAUCCCCCCCACCAGCGCCACCAUGGGCCAGCUCUACCAGGAACACCACGAGGAGGAUUUCUUCCUUUACAUCGCCUACAGCGACGAGAGCGUCUACGGGGCCUGAGCGCGCGCUGCUCCCGCCCUGCCCGCGGCUCUCCCGGUGCUUCCCGCUCCCGCUUUUCCCGGUUCUUUUCCCGCUUUUUUCCCGAUUUUUUCCCGUUCCCGGUUUUUUUUUCCCGCCCCCUCCCCCCCCCCCCCCCCAAAUAAAAGCGACGGAGCCGCCUCAGGGCCUGGA